ACUCGUUGGCAUGUGAAGAUUACUAUUAUGGCCUCGAUGGAUUUACCUGCGACCUAUUACGGCAAAGUUGACAAAAGAAACCCGGUCAUUGUAUCUUUUGAGCGAGACAUUAACUCGUUUAUGACCGUGAUGAAACGAGUGGCGUCGUCGACCUGCCAGGACAACGUCUCUUAUUUUAAAGGGAUUACACUGCUGGCUGAGAUCUGGCGAAACUUCAAACCACGUCUGCCUUUUAAAUUGUACCAGGAGCGCAUGUUACAGAUUGGAGAUUUCCUCACUGGAUUGAAGUUGUACCAGACGGCUCUGUCGCAAGGCUACAGUCUGCACCUGCUUCAGUUCUGCUCAACUAGUAUAAGUGACAUUACAGAUGUUGACCACUUUGUCAACUGCUUUUUUCCAGACGGUUUUGACACAGACCAAGAUGUCUUUAUCAUGAAGGUUCGCUCAAUGCUGGGCUGUGCGCUGUGUAUAUUUGAGUUGGAGAAAAGGCCCAUGGUCCUCAGCCAGAAGGGGCUUUCGAAACUGCUGCAUGUGCUGAACUUUAUCAGGAUAAUGAUGCAGGCUUUUCAGCAGAACAAGCACCUCUGCUGGAUUAUUUAUAAUGGUACGUUGCACAUCUUCAAAAUGUGUAGUUACCUGAUGGCGUUGAAUCAUAGUGCAAAGGCGUUGGAGUACCUUCUGUGGGCGAGCCUCUCUUUAGAGUCAACCAUGCCUGUCAUGACUGUUAAACAUCUGCCAUGGCUUGUGAAACUCUACUGUGCUGUCUGUCACUGUUACUAUGACAACCAAGCUUCCCUACAGGCAGAGGAAUUUGCCCGGAGAGCACUUGGAAAAAUCAAUGACCUUGCAGAGCAGGAGAAGGAUAAGGAGAAUACUGGUCCUUCAAACAAAGCGACUCAAAGGGCCUUCAGAGAAGCCUCCAUCAAGCUGGCUGCCAUGAUGUUCAAGCGGGCUGUGUUUGAGACCAGGAGGAAACCCAAACACAUGAUUACAAUCAAGAGCAAAACUACUCUAAAGGACUUUCCGAAUAUACCGUGGCCUCGUAAUGCCACAGAGCGAAUGCUGAUGGGCCUCUUUGACAGCAGUGCAGCACAAUUCUUGGGCGUUUGUGAAGCACUGUGGGACAGCUCCAUGCGCCCGCUGCAGGCAAGGCUGCCGGAAGAGCUGGAGCUGCAGGAGGUGGUCCUGGAACUCUUCGCCUCUGGCAUCAGUAUAUUAUCUGGAGUGGCUACGACCUGUGAUCAGAAACGUCAAGAACAGUCUUCUGUACCUCUCAGUGCACUGUCCACAACAUCAACUCUGAUGGAAUUAGCUACUGCAGGAGAACACAAAGUGCCUGUCACUACCGCCGUCAGGUUCAUUAAGUUAAUGAUUCAGUACAAGCAACCGGACGCUUUCGCCGAACAUUCACGAUUGAUGCUGCAGAUUUUGACUAUUGUGGAAGGGCCUGCAUUCAGGAAGUCAGAAUACGAGCUCGCCUUGAUCAAUGGUUUCAGCACGCUGAAAUCCUCCCAUAGAAGGCGCCUGAGAGAGGACUUAACUGACAGGUACAGGGGGUCACUCGAUUGCAUCAUUGGCCUGACAGAGACUCUGCAUAAGGCAGUUUGUGAGUCUGUUCCUGAGGCGCAGCCAGAUGUAGAACUAGUUUGGGAUGUUUUACUCUUUCUGUGGGGGAAGCUAAAGCUGGUGAUUCUGAUGGAUCAGAUAAAAAACCCAGAAUUCACACAGGAACACGACAAGUGGGCGUGGUGCCUAUCCAUGCAGUGUGAGGUGGCCUUUGCCUGUGACCUGGCAACAGUUGACUGCAUAAAGACAGCAGAGAUGAUCCACAGCUUGGUCUUAUUGCUCGAGAGUGCGGCUGAUCGCAUUCCACCUAAAGUCAAAGCUGGUAGUGGAAAGAAAUAUUGCUUCACUCUGCUUAAGGGGUCACGUAAAGAGCUUCUUCAGAAGGUGUGCAUGGUAGUUGAGAAGGGUUUUGAGGCUCUGGUCAAGCGUGUGGUCACACUGAUGCCCCAAGAUGGCUCAGCGCCCCCUGACAUUACUUACCUGCUGAGGCAAGAUGGAAACGGAGAGACUGAAAUAACUGAGAAGCAAAAGGAAGAAAUAGAGUCAGAUGUUAAAAGGGAUCGAUCUAAUCAGUCUACACAUACAGCUAUGCUUGCGAUAGACAUUCUUCUUGAACUGGACAUCAUCCACCAUCGGGCAUCUCUCAAGUUAAUGCAGCUAAAUGCAGUGACAGAGUCUGAUCUCUUGGACAAGAUCAAGAAGAACAAAGUGUCCAAAGCACUUUUUCUGAUCCAGAAGGCCUUGCUUUUGUAUGAUGGAUCGAAGUCAAAUGAGUCCAGUGUGACCAGGAAUCUACUAGAGGAAGCAUGUGUUUUAAUCGAGAAGGCAGCAAUAGAAGAGAGAAAACUGUACAUCGCCAACAACCCAAAGUUUGCACUUGAAAAUAAAGGCAAAGUAAUGAAGGAAGAAAAGGAAAUCCCUCCACUUCGUCCCGUCCUAAUCUCACGCACUAACCGCUCCUUAACCUUUGCUCCUGCUCCGUACCACAUGAAGGAACAAGUGUGCUGGUACCAACUGUGUGGACGUCCAGCUGAGGGUAUCGACCUGAAAGUCCGCCUCGGAGACUGCAGCCUGGCAGGAACUGGGAAUUUGGUACCAGCAAUUUGUGGUGAGUGGCAGCUGAAGGUGGAGCGGCUGGAACCGAACCAGAAGUAUGUUUUUGCCAUCGCGGCAUACACCUGCCAAGGGAAGUUACUGGGCAACGCCAUUGGCGCGUCGACCUUCCCACUGAUGACUUCCAUGCCGCAGUCAUUGCUUUCCUCGUGGGCUCACUUGGCACAGGUAGCAUAUCAAACCAAACAGUUUGACAUUGCAAAGAGAGCCUGCAAGGAAUUAUGGAGCCAUUUUACCCUUCCUGACAGUGGGCCUGACAGACCACCGGAUAGACUUGCUUCAACAGCGCUCCAUAUGAAGUAUCUGCAAUGCUCGUCUCCACUCCUGUGUCAGCUCUUCCUCACGUCCAUCUUCAUUGAGACAGACAUCAACAUCCAGCAGCAAUCACUCCUCUGUGACUCGGGCAGCAUUUGUGGACUCUUUGUCUGGAAACAGGAAGCCAGACUAGCUGAAUGUGAACGAUUGCUGGUAGCCAUGGACUUGGCUAUGUGGCUAAAUGACAGCAGUUCUGCUGUUCAAACUGUAGGAAGCUGUUAUGGCCUCUUGGUUCCAUUCAUCUUCCAUCAGAUCCCUUGCGAUCCAGCAAUAAAGUUGUUGUCCAAAUGCUUAAAUGUACUCAAAGAGAACGAAGCUCAUCUCAAACAAAAAUGGCCCAGAAACACAGUGAAAAGUCUUAUGCACAUGAUUGCCUGCAUCACCAACUAUCUGUCCAAGGCAUUGCGUGGACUGAAGGAGCAUCAGAAGGCCUCUGUGGUGAUAGACUGUGGUCGUGCUCUUCUCCAAGACGUCUUUGAAGCCCAAGAGCGGCUUAAUAGACUUGCUCGCAAACAUGUGUCGUCAAAGACAGAGGAUGCUACUGCAGGAAAGGAAGAAAUGAAAACAUAUGUUCAACUGAAGGUAUUGUAUGGGAAGUUCAAGGAGGUCAUCACAGCUGAUGCAGAUCCCAACAAAGUCAAAGAGAGUUCCCCCUCACUGAGUGGUUCUGAGAAUUCUGCCACACUGCGUGAGAGGAUCUUCACUAGCAAGCUACAGCAUGCUUAUCGAAUCAUGAUGCAGCUUGGCAACCAUUCAAAUUUCUUGGAGAUUUCAGCAUUAUUACUUCAGAGAGCCUUGGAAGAAGGACACUUAGAUCUUGUGUUACAAUGGGGCCAAACCAUAUUUGGAUUUCUUGCCAGGAGAGAUGACGAAAUGAUUAUGUCUGCCAAAUGUUUGGAGAGAAACACUCUGUGUGAUAAAGAAACUAAUAAGUCCACUGCGACAGAAGGUCAAUCAUCACAGAAGACAACAAAAAAGUCUCCAAAGAAACGGAAGAAACUUAGACGUGGUGCCAUUCUGACAGCGAGAACUGUCAGGGAGUUGAAGGCUGUAGAGCGUCUGCUGAGUUCAAUGAAUACUGUUGUGGAACGGCACUCGAGGCGGCUUCAGCUGAGAAGGAGGUGCUCAGAGGAGAGAGUGUGGAGGUCUCAGAUCAAUUACAGCAUCGCUCAGGCACAUCUUUCAUUAUUCGAAAAGGACCUAUACCCAUUGCAUGAAGGAUCCCUGCAAUCCAGAUACAGCCACUUGAAGCCCUCGAUCUUCUUUCUGGCCAACUCUGGUGUGCUUGUGAAGAGGAACUUACAGGAACAGCAAGCCACCAUAUGCGAAGUUAGUUCAGAGAGAGACUCGUCACACUCUGAUCUGUCCGAUGAUGCUUCCAGCAAAGAUUGUGAGAAAAAUGAGGAUAGUUCUGACAGUGACGAAAGUUGUGAGGAGGCAGAACGCCACCCUCAAAAGCCUGAGCUGCUGAAAAACAUGCCGUUGGACUCACUGGAGAAAGCUGCUUUACAUCUACGCAGGGCCAUGGUAUUAGCCCACCGCGGAGGUCACUGGACGAAUUUGCAGAAAGUCUGUCACACUGUGUGGGAAGAAAGCAACAGAAUUAUUGCAUUAGAACAGACAGCUUCUCAGCUUCAACCUCCCUUCCUGGUUACAUCAGAUGAGUUGCACAACACCUUCACCCCUCUAUUAGUGCUUGCAACAGAUCUUAUCAUGGACAUGCUAAGCAGACUGGGAAUGUGGCGUUUGUACGACAGCGUGACUGAGGAGGAGCAAGAGUUCAGUCUCUGUUUCUCAGCACCACUGGAUGACUGCACCCAAGUGGACAUGCGUUUUGUCCACAAUUUGGUGUUGCGCACUCUGGAGCUGCUCCAUGACAAUGGCAAAUGGGAACGCCUGGCACAUUUUGCCUUAAUUUUCAACUCAUACACCCGUGAACGAUACGCCUUGACAGUAACUCCCCUCUUGGCCCUCGCCCAGAGAAAGCUCCUUGAAAGGAUUCGGACUAAUGGAGGUUCAAAAGUCCCACAACCACACCAUGUCAAGACUCGGUGGACCACUGGAAAGGAGGUAACAUACAAGAGUUAUGCAGGGUGCCAGCUGUUCAGUGGGUGGGUUCCUCAGUCUACCCACCAGUCAUCAAGCUCCGUAGUGAAGAUCACGCUGACUGAAGAAACUGAGCUCAUAGAUGCAGAAAUGAAGCGCUCCCAGCUCCUUGUGUGUGUUCCUCUAGAUGUGGCGAACACAUUGCACUUUUACCGUCAAGCCGUUGAAAGAAUACCGCAUUGUCUCCAAGUGUUCCGCUAUUGCCGAUCAUUACUGCUGCUGCUACUGGCUCAUACGCAACCGGGUUUUGAAACUGAGCAGUGCUGUGAGAUCACAUCAGACCUGAUUGACUUCAAUCCCAUACUUAUGACCACACCAAACAUCCAGCCUUGGGACCUGAUUAAUAAAGACUACGUCACUCCGGACACUCUCUACAAUCUCCCCGUCAGCCCUGACUGCAUGCCCAGAAUCAUCUCUACGUACUUUGCAUCCACAGAAUAUCUCCAGACCAACAACCAAGAAUUCCUCAGUGUAUUUGCUCUGCAUGAAAUGGGAAACCUGCAUUUCUAUGACUUAAACACACGAAUGGCACAUUCUUGCUGGAGUAAAGCUGUAGAUGCUGCCUUACACAGCACAGCGGUGAUCGAUAAAUGGGAUUGGGUGUCAUUUGGGGGUGGCACUCUGCAACAAACGCUGAGACAGGCUGGCAUUUGGGGAUGUCUCCAGGCAGCUGUGAUCACUGCUAAAAUUGCACAGUAUAUUCUAACUUCAGAUAUCAGCCAAAGGACCAAGUGCUGUCUCUUGUCAGCUCACCUUUUUAAGUGUGUGCUGUGCUGCUCCCUGGCUCACCCCCUGGAUGACCUCCAGUAUGCUUCAUACAGCAUCAGCGAUAAACUACUCCCCGGGGUCGACCUUUUCUCAGAACCCCACAGGGCCGACCUCACCGCCACUGUCGCCAGCCUGAACUUCGUCUGCCAAUGGCUGUUCAUCGCAGGCUACUACAUUGCGCUUCUACCCACGCUGGCACUUCAUCAGCAUCUUGUGGGGACAGUGUGCAGAGACGUUCAACGCAAUGUUGAAAGCAGAAUACUCAAGGUACGCGCUCUCACUGAACUCCACUUCUUCUCUGAGGCCGUAAAGGAAACAGAGCAGCUCUCAAAAGGGGCAGGGAUUCUUCUCCCUAAUGGACGCUACAUCACUCAUGAGUCUCGCCAAUCAGAACAGUUGUUUUGUAACAACAAGUCCCUCCUGGACAAUGUUCAGGCUUUGGAGGAACUUGUGAGUUGUGAGCUUUCUCCAGAGGUCAGCAUGCUUUAUGGAUCCACAUUGAGCCUCCGAUUUAACCUUGCACGUGUUCAACUCACCCUGGCCCUCAGUAGCACUGUAAAUGGCCCGCCUGAGCCAGUGCCAGAGGAUGUAGUGAACCCAGAAGAACAUGAACAAGUCCCAAUGGACUCUGAAGUCUUGGACCAAGAAGAGGAAAAGCCCAAAGUGAGGGGAUUUGCUUCCCAGCAGACCCUCACUCUCGAAAAGAUCAAGUACCUGCUACUAGAAGCAGCUACCCUCUUUUUGGACUCCAUAUUAGAGAAACUCCCAUGUCCCUCCUAUAGUGAAAUUGAGAACAUGGAAUUGAAAAUAGAGUCAAAUCUUCUCAAGGCCAACCUCUACCUGCAGCAAGGACAUGUUGCACAAAGUUCUGAAAUGGCAGUUUCAUCAUUGGCGCUAUUGCAGGAAUUUAAAGAAGCCAUACCAGAUUAUAAGAAACCAACCUCUGAGUUCCCGCUUACUGAAACUGAAACUGAACAGGGAACUGAACACUGCACACAGCAUGGAGACUGCCCCAGAGCAGUUGAGGCCAGUGAGAGGGUCGGAGGUGCUCUGUGGCUACGUUGCCGCAUGGCGCUGCUCCGUUGCGUUCUUGUACAGGCCGCCGAUGUCACUGUUCCUAAUCCAGGUAAGCUUCAUGACAAGGCAGCUCAGGUGUUAAAGCAGAGCUUGGAGGACUGUGGUCAAUUAGGAGAUGUCGACACUCAAGCCCUUUUGUUGGUUGAAGGUUCACAAUUAAAAUCACGAAGAAGGAGGGGAGAUGACGGCUUGUCAUUAUUGCAGGAAGCCGUGAGCCUACUGUCAGGACGCACUCGCAUGCCACCGGGAUCCAGCGUGACUCUAAUUAGAGCCACUUUGCGUCUGAGCAGCCUAAAAAGCACACAGAGUGGCAAACUUCGAAAUCUGACUCAUAAACUUUUGCAAAAACAGCUGUGUGAGUUUGGUGAGAAUGUUUUGUUGGAUGAUGGAAACAUUUCUAUUUCUCCUCCUGGGCCCAGAAACAUUUACCUCCCUUACCUGCCAAUGUUAGAUCAAACAACUUAGCAAAAAAGGCCAUAUUUUCGAUAUCGGUGCAGUGACAAAGCCAUUCCGGUGCAAGCUGGGACAUCUGGAGCAUAGAACUUCCAAGUCAUAUCAUGAGUUAAUAAAAAAUAUGACUGGGAGA
Molecule: messenger RNA, 7531 nt
Organism: Phycodurus eques (leafy seadragon)
Lineage: Eukaryota; Metazoa; Chordata; Actinopteri; Syngnathiformes; Syngnathidae
Product: cilia- and flagella-associated protein 54-like
Exons: 56
Coding region: 28-7410 (2460 amino acids)
Biological process (GO): cilium assembly
Source: RefSeq, a predicted model, not a curated record